This is a messenger RNA of Microdochium trichocladiopsis, 1336 nucleotides long. RefSeq lists its product as uncharacterized. The record is from RefSeq and is a predicted model, not a curated record. The coding region runs from base 69 to 1040 and encodes 323 amino acids. The transcript has a single exon. NCBI's taxonomy places the organism in Eukaryota, Fungi, Ascomycota, Sordariomycetes, Xylariales, Microdochiaceae.
CAUGGCUGUCGUUUUGGUUACCCCACGGGAAGAGGCAAAAGAGAACUCGUCCUCUGCACACCUGCGCUAUGAGCUGGCAGCCUGUCAAGCCCCGAUGGUCCGCCUACUCCACAUUCCCCAGCUUCUCCUCAACGCCACGAUCGACAGCCCCAGCGCCACCGGCAGCGAGACACGGCACCCCGUGGUCACCCAUGCUCUUGGUCCUCUUCAACAACGCGAGAUCCCUCGGCCUCCGAUUGGAUCACAAGAAGACUGAGGCCCUGUACGUUCCACGCGUAGUCCCGUUCUGGCUACUUCGUAAUAGUGCGUUCAUUUCCGGGCGAGCUGUGGGGCCGCCCCCUCGCCCGAGUCACCCAAGCAAGCGCUCGACUCCACUCUCUCGCGAACAUCUAGACGCCGCUGGUUGUUCCCGGACCAAGGACCAGCCCCCAGACGACCCGGCCAAGUUUCGGUACUCCCGGACUUCGUCAAGCCACGAAAUGAAUGGUGGAACGAACACAAGCCCGAGCACCGCCCGUUGGCCUCCCUCCCCCGCGUCGACCUGGCGCGUGUGGUCGGACAAGUCCCCGGACACUGGGAUUUCCAAGAAUACCACCACCGGUUCGACCACCCAGUCGAAAGUUUCACGGACUGCCUCUGCGGCGAUCCCAACGAACAAGGACACUACAAGUCGUGCCCCAUCACCAAGGCACUCCUCGUCCAAAACAAGAACCGGGUGGCUCCCGGCGCCUGGGGCCCGAUCAGGUAUGCUGCACUCCACCACGAGUCCGGAAGUUCAGAGAUAUCAUCUGUGCAGGGACAUAACCCAAGCAAGAAUCGAGCACUGCUGCCUUAGCCUCUUUAUACUUCAUCAGCUAGCAAAUAUGCACGUUGUCCCGCACAAAAUCGUCAUCUUUCGCAAUGCUCUCGUGAAUUGGGAUCACGUCGUAAUUUCAGCCCGAUCUUCUCCGUGGGCACACCUCAGGGGCGCGCGUGUCGUGAGACCACCUAUACUGACACGUAACGAAGUUCGAGUUUUUACUUGCGACCUCAUUGCUUGAUAUGUAGAUCACCAAUCUCGCGCACUACUCGAGCUAGCGAUUUUGCUAUCUGUGCUCGAAGGAGGGACAAUAUCCUUUCGCCUCUCAAGAUUGGUACUCGGACCUGCGAGGGUGAAGGCUCCGAAUCACCAAACGCAGCCUUGACAUACAAAACUAGUGUUGCGUAGUAGAUCGCGUACGGUAUGUGAGGUGCUUCGUGUUGGGCGUGUUGCGGGUCUCCAGGUGCCUCAAUCUGUUGUUGUCUCGAGUCCACUUGUCUGGAUGGCAGGAGAUUCUCCGCGGCGGCCAAUAACCUC